Molecule: messenger RNA, 312 nt
Organism: Postia placenta MAD-698-R-SB12
Lineage: Eukaryota; Fungi; Basidiomycota; Agaricomycetes; Polyporales; Adustoporiaceae
Exons: 2
Coding region: 1-312 (103 amino acids)
Source: RefSeq, a predicted model, not a curated record
AUGCGAGUGGGGGGAUUCUCUGCCAGGAUUGUCCUGGACCCCGGAGCCGAUGAAACGCAUCGCUGUCAUUUCGACCGCUUCCGUUCGCGGAUGCAAGCAGGGGAUCUUUUCGUUGAGAUGGUUGGCGUCGUACCAUUGGCUAUAUGCUCAUCUGAAAACCGCAGCCUUGGCCAAAAGCUGCAGAUAUCACCCGAUCUCAUUGGGCUAGGCGAUAGCAUUGUCGUCGCUCAGGUCACCAUCGGAGAUUAUUCAGCCUACGCGGAUGCUGUGAUGUGUGCAGAUGACACCCGAUGGUGCGCAGACGCCAUGUAG